GUAGUAUUUUGGUAAAUGUAGGUAGCUCAUAAAAAUAUGUAAAUGACAGUUUGCCGUGAAAUACAUGACCGUUACUUGGCUAUCCGAGUGUUUUAAUUGUAAUUAAAUCCUAAACACAAUAUUUGGCGACGAGAAGUACCUAACGCGUUUAAAUAAGUGUUAAACUAGUGCAAUAAUUGUUAAACACGAUGGCGGUGAGCUCUAACGUGAUUUAUGGCGGCAAUCUCACGUUCGACCACAACGCGCAAGAAUGGAGGAUUUUUAAGGAGCGGUUUGAAGCAAUGUGUUUUGCAAAUGAUUUGACGGACACCACCGACAAAGCGGGCACAAAGCGGCGUUCCAUACUCCUUACGACGUUUGUGGAAGAAACCUACCGCGUUGCAAAAGAUUUGGUGUUUCCAAAAACGCUGAACACCAUUGAAUAUUCUACCCUCCUAGAAAAGCUGGAUGCUCAUUUUGAGUCACCUAAGUGUUCGUUUGCUGAACGAUACAAAUUUUAUAAAGCGGAGCAACGAACCGGUGAAGAUCUAGGGGAGUGGGCAGCGCGAGUGCGAAGUUUGGCACAGUUCUGCGGGUUUACGACGGAGCUCGACACAGCGCUAAGGGAUCGUUUCGUUCUCGGGCUCGAGAACGCUAAAGAACGAGAGAAGUUGUUUGCGGAGAGCGUCGACAAGCUGACUUUUAGUAAAGCAUUACAUCUGGCGCAGGCAACUCGCAGCGCCCGGCAGGGCCUGCAGGCAACCGGUUCAUCUAGGCAGGCAGCGGCGGGAAUCGGCGGCGGCGAGGUGUUCGCAGUGCGCGCGAGUGUCUCGCCAUCCCAACCAAAUAACACUAAUAAUAGUAAUAAUACAAGGCAAGCUUGUGCAAUAUGCGGAUACAAAAACCACACUAAGGACAAGUGCCGUUACGUUAAUUAUUCGUGUAAAAAGUGCAACACUAAAGGACACCUAAGUAGGAUGUGUAAAAUGAGUGAUAAAAAGUUCAACUACAUUGCUGAGGAAACCGAUGACAUACAUGAAGAUCUCACAAUGUAAACAAUACGGCGGGCAGAGACAAUGUAAUUUUAAACGGGGUGAUGAUGUUUUAGUAAAAUCAUUUUUUAAGAAUGGUACGAAGUAUACAUGGAAAAGAGGUACUAUUGAAAAUAAAGUGGGAUCCAGAAUGUAUAUCGUAAAAAUAACGGACUUGAAAGUAAAAGUAAAGAAACAUGUCGAUCAAUUGUUACAUUACAAAGGCUGUGACUCCACCAACGAGUCAGAUUGCGAGGGCGACAUUCCGACAUUACAAAACGACGACGGCCCCCAUGGCGACAACGUCGAGGACGCGCCAAUCGACGUUCCUCUGUCGGAAGAGCAAGAUGCUGUCGAGCAGGUGGAGCGCGGCGUACCAAAUCCCCACGAGAGGUCUCCGGACACAUCUUUUGAGAGUGUCAGUUCAUCUGUCAGCUCGCCGAACAGACAAUCAGUAGAAGAGGACACAGAUAGAAUAAUGUCGUCAGAUUGCCCGUUGGAGGUUAUGGAAGUAGACGACAACAGUGUUGAGCCAGGCUCUCCGACAGAAAGUCAUGGCCUUGUCUUAGACAACAGGCGGCAACGGCCAAUAAGGAGUACUAGGAACAAGGACGUUAAUUAUAAAAUUUAAUGUACCUCUGAAUUAUAAAACUGGGUGUACUAAGUAGGUAAUCAAUGUAUUCUCUAGUGUUUGAGUACCAUGACUAAUUUUUUUUUUAAGUGUUGAAGUUUCUUUCUUUGUAAUUUAUUUCUAGAAUCUUGCCAACCAAAUCUGAGCCAUGUCUUAACAUUCGAUUGGGUUGAAAAUUACAUAGGUUUAAAAACUUCCACUAGUAUUAUAAUUGUUGGGGGAGGGUAUAGAAGGCGAUAUGUAUGGCCUUAUUGUUUGUUAGUUUUUUGGCAAUAAUUUACUAUUGUUGUUUAUUACACUUUAAAAUCUAAAUAAGUACAUUGUUUGGAUAAAUAUUGGUGGAGGGAUUGUAGUAUUUUGGUAAAUGUAGGUAGCUCAUAAAAAUAUGUAAAUGACAGUUUGCCGUGAAAUACAUGACCGUUACUUGGCUA
Messenger RNA from Cydia pomonella (codling moth), 2072 nucleotides. RefSeq lists its product as uncharacterized. The coding region runs from base 189 to 1034 and encodes 281 amino acids. NCBI's taxonomy places the organism in Eukaryota, Metazoa, Arthropoda, Insecta, Lepidoptera, Tortricidae. Gene Ontology annotation, molecular function: nucleic acid binding; zinc ion binding. The record is from RefSeq and is a predicted model, not a curated record. The transcript is spliced from 2 exons.